Molecule: messenger RNA, 1310 nt
Organism: Paramuricea clavata
Lineage: Eukaryota; Metazoa; Cnidaria; Anthozoa; Malacalcyonacea; Plexauridae
Source: the annotation of a GenBank genome assembly
AUGCCUCAGCAAACUAGAAAUAGUAUGGAAACAUCAACAAGCGACCAUAUUGCUAGCACUAGCUCCGCUCGUCUGCUGUCGAGUACGAGUUCGCCAGUAACCAGUUUGCACGUGUCAGCGAUGCAAAUGGGCAAUGUGGGUUCUUUACCAGUCGCUAACAUCGUCAACAACGUGGUUCAAGCGCUUCAAGGUAGCUUGGAAGGCCUUGUUCAGCCAACCAUUGAUGCUUGUUUGUUCGUCACGUCAACCGCAGCAGUCACAAACAAUGCUGGCAGUCCUUGUCUCAUCCAGCAAAUAACCUCGCUGAGAAUGCUCCCCCUGACAAUUUGGAAUCGCAGACCGCAAAUUACCAAACAGUUCAUCCAGCUGAUGGUAUGGUUAGUGGUGUUAAUGAUCAUUUAUCUGACGCCAGAGGUAGGCUCGUUCCUUCUUUUAAUAUGUUUGCCACACCAUCUACUUCAUUGGUUUGGUUGGGUAACAGUUCCAGUUCUCCCUUCCUUGCGCUAGCCACAGGUAGUGUGCCAUGUUAUUGCAACCUUCAACGCUAGUAGUGGGAUCUCGUUACCACAAGCGAGAGGUUUCUCAUAAUUUAUUGUUGGCCCAGGUUAUGCCCCAAUACCUGGCAAAAACUGUUGGUGCUAUUACUGCUGACCUCUGCACGAAAAAAUAAAGCUUCAGCAACUGCCCAUCCUAAGAUCGUAGAUACAUACCUGCAGAACGAAGUCGCUUUGGGACGGGUAGCCGGUCCUUUCCUUAGCAGCCAGCUACCUAAUUUGCAUGUUACCAGUUUUGGCGUGAUCCCCAAGGCUGGUCAACCAGGAAAGUGGCGUUUGAUUUUGGAUUUAUCGUCGCCACAUGGACGCAGUGUUAAUGAUGGUAUUGACCCCGAACAAUUCUCUCUGCAGUAUAUAAAAUUCGACGAAGUCGUUGCCAUGGUCACCAAAUUAGGUUGGGGUGCACUCAUGGCUAAGUUUGACGUCCAAAGCGCAUAUCGUAAUGUCGCUGUACUGCCCUCUCAACAUCAUCUGCUUGGCAUGAAGUGGCGGGGGAAGUUAUACGUAGAUCUUGCUCUCCCGUUCGGUUUAUGUUCGGCACCAUUCAUUUUCAAUUCCAUUGCGGAUGUGAUAGAAUGGAUUAUGCAUAAUAACUAUGCAUCACCGACCUUAUGCACUACCUCGACGACUACAUUACAGCCGGUCCACCUCAUCUCCCUCAAUGUGCGCAUAAUCUGGCGAUGGCCUCCUCCACUUGUAGCCGUUUGGGCGUUCCUUUACAUCCCGAUAAAAUGGACAGUCCCACUACUUGUUUAA